AUGACAUCCUUGCAAAAUCGGAUCAACAUCAAGCGGAAAGCAGCAUGGCCAUCUGCCUAUCUCUCUGUCCAGAACGUGAUUGACUGUGGCAACGCGGGUUCCUGCAAUGGUGGAGAUCAUUCUGGUGUUUGGGAAUAUGCACACAGUAACGGCAUUCCUGAUGAAACCUGCAACAACUAUCAAGCCAAAAAUCAGGACUGUAACUCCUUUAAUCAGUGUGGAACUUGCACAACCUUUGGCGUGUGUAAUGUAGUAAAGAACUUCACUCUCUGGAAAGUCGGAGACUAUGGCUCAGCCAGCGGGCUGGACAAGAUGAAAGCUGAGAUCUAUUCUGGAGGACCCAUCAGUUGUGGAAUCAUGGCAACAGAUAAGCUGGAUGCGUACACAGGUGGUGUGUACUCGGAGUACGUACAGGACCCCUAUAUAAACCACAUUGUAUCUGUAGCCGGCUGGGGCGUUGAUGAAAAUGGAGUGGAAUACUGGGUCAUCCGUAAUUCUUGGGGAGAGCCAUGGGGAGAGAAAGGCUGGCUCAGAAUAGUCACCAGCGCGUACAAGGGCGGCAGUGGGAGCCAGUACAACCUCGCCAUCGAAGAGGACUGCAUGUAUGGAGACCCCAUCCUACCCAAAAACUACCUGUAGUUGGCUGUGGCAUGUUCUUCACAUGCAAACGCAGUCUUAGAUUUGCCAAAAAUGAUGAUUUUUUUUAUGCUGCCUAAGAUCAGUUGCAGAAGUUUGGUUUUAAUCGUUUUUAAUCUCAGGAAAGUUUCAUCAGAAAUUGUACAGAAUUGUUUCUGUAAUUCUGCAUUCAUAGGCCUUCUUUUUUUAAUGGUUUUCUACACUACUUAAUGAACAAAAAGGGAAAAGUAGUUCACCCUUUUUUUUAUUUUUUUUAUACCAGGACAUUUAAUAUUUUAGGAUGUUUUAAAUGGACCGACCUCGGGCCAAAUGGUCAUCUAAUGAUCUUGUUUUGCUGAAAAGGUUUUGGGAUUUGCUAUGUUGUAUUAAAAGCAAACAUCUCUUUCUGAUGGGGAUUUUGCUUUUAAUGCAUCUGUCAAACUAUGUCAACAUGUGAAGCCAUGGAUCAGUUUAAUAAAUGCACUGUUUUCAAUCACACUCAUCAAUAAAAGUCUUAUCAAGUUCU
This is a messenger RNA of Sinocyclocheilus grahami, 1141 nucleotides long. Its product is annotated as cathepsin Z-like. The transcript has 5 exons. Gene Ontology annotation, molecular function: cysteine-type peptidase activity. The coding region runs from base 1 to 639 and encodes 212 amino acids. Gene Ontology annotation, biological process: proteolysis. Lineage: Eukaryota; Metazoa; Chordata; Actinopteri; Cypriniformes; Cyprinidae. The record is from RefSeq and is a predicted model, not a curated record.